Messenger RNA from Acanthosepion pharaonis, 903 nucleotides. Lineage: Eukaryota; Metazoa; Mollusca; Cephalopoda; Sepiida; Sepiidae. The record is from the annotation of a GenBank genome assembly.
AUGGUAAUUAUUAGUUUCUUACCUCAGGAAACGAGGCGUGAAACUGUAUUUAUCUAUCUUUUCAUAUCUCUGUAUAUUAUCUAUCUAUCUAUUUCAAUCUAUUCAUUAUCUAUCGAUGUCAUCUAUUUCUUAUAUACCUGUCUAUUCAUAUCUCUCUCUCUCCCUAUCUAUCUAUCUAUCUUUUCAUGUCUGUAUUUCUGUUUAUUAUCUAUUUCAAUCUAUUCAUUAUCUAUCGAUCUCAGUCUAUUCCUUAUAUAUUUGUCUAUUCAUAUCUAUAUCCAUCUCCCUCUCUCUCUCUCUCUCUCUCUCUUUCUUUCUAUCUAUCUAUUUAUCUCAAUGUCUUCGUUAUCUAUCUAUCCUCAUCUGUUCAUAUCUAUGUAUCUAUCUAUCGAUCUAUCUCUUCAUAUCUGUAUUUUUGUUCAUUAUCUAUCUAUUUAUCUAUCUCAAUCUAUUCAUUAUCUAUCGAUCUCUAUUCCUUAUCUGUCUUUCUAUUCGUAUCUAUCUGUUUAUCUCAAUGUCUUGGUUAUCUAUCUAUCCUCAUCUAUUCAUAUCUAUCUUUUCAUUUCUCUAUAUCUAUCUAUCUAUCUAUCUAUCUAUCUAUCUAUCUCAAUCUAUUCAUUAUCUAUCGAUCUCAGUCUAAUCCUUAUCUGUUUGUCUAUUCAUAUCUAUCUAUCUAUCUAUCUAUCUAUCUAUCUAUCUAUCUAUCUAUCUAUCUCAAUGUCGUUGUUAUCUGUCUAUCCUCAUCUGUUCAUAUCUAUCUUUUCAUAUCUCUAUAUCUAUCUAUCUCAAUCUAUUCAUUAUCUAUUGAUCUCAGUGCAUUCCUUAUUUGUCUAUCUGUCUAUUCAUAUCUAUCUAUCUUUCUAUCUAUCUACACACACACGUACGCUACACUCACAUACAUGA